AUGGAAUCAAAUGUGGAUAAGCAGUUUCCUGCACCUACGCCAUACUUCUUACCAGAGGACUGUAAAUCGGGUCAAGAUGUCAAAGUCUACAAAGUCCACUCACCUUUCACCUGUCCACCACCACCACCACCACCAGCACAGCCACCACAACUGCCUUCCUCGUCCUCACCUUCAGGAGUUUGCUUGCCCAACAAUAUUUUCUCAGCUGUACCAGUGUAUGAUGCCCCUUUACGCACACCCAGGGCAAAGUUUGUGAGCUACGAAGCUGAGCUGCGACGCUCUCCAGGUCUGGCAACCUGCCCCUCCUGCAGGACUCGGGUCACCACAGAGGUCACCUUUAAAGCCGGGACUUUUGCGUGGCUCAUGUGUCUUGUGUUUGUGUUAUGCGGGUUGGUGCUCGGCUGCUGCCUGAUUCCAUUUUUUGUAAACCACUUCAAGGAUGCCUACCACAGUUGUCCACGCUGUCGACUGGUUCUUCACGUGCACAAGAAGCAGUGCUGCGAGUGA
This is a messenger RNA of Oreochromis niloticus (Nile tilapia), 507 nucleotides long. Its product is annotated as lipopolysaccharide-induced tumor necrosis factor-alpha factor homolog. NCBI's taxonomy places the organism in Eukaryota, Metazoa, Chordata, Actinopteri, Cichliformes, Cichlidae. Gene Ontology annotation, molecular function: zinc ion binding. The record is from RefSeq and is a predicted model, not a curated record. Bases 1 to 507 code for a protein of 168 amino acids. The transcript has 4 exons. Gene Ontology annotation, cellular component: nucleus; cytoplasmic side of lysosomal membrane; cytoplasmic side of late endosome membrane.